Messenger RNA from Phascolarctos cinereus (koala), 9003 nucleotides. It is a transcript of the gene LMX1B, whose product is annotated as LIM homeobox transcription factor 1 beta. Gene Ontology annotation, cellular component: nucleus. The record is from RefSeq and is a predicted model, not a curated record. Gene Ontology annotation, biological process: neuron differentiation; regulation of transcription by RNA polymerase II. NCBI's taxonomy places the organism in Eukaryota, Metazoa, Chordata, Mammalia, Diprotodontia, Phascolarctidae. Gene Ontology annotation, molecular function: RNA polymerase II transcription regulatory region sequence-specific DNA binding; DNA-binding transcription factor activity, RNA polymerase II-specific.
CCAGCUCUAAACUGAGCGGCUCCUCGGGCGCACCAUGGCACAUUAAUAGUGUGCAGAGCGCGCCCGGGAGCCCAACACCCCCGCUCCGCCCAGGACCCGACUGCGGGUCCUGCCCGGCACAGCCCAGCACAGCCUGGCAUCCUCCACUUUCAGCCCUCGGGGGCCAGCUCUGUGGGGCCCCCUCGCCUGCCUCCUCCUUCUCCUUCUCUUUUCCUCCUCUGCUUUCUCGCCGCCUCCUCUUGCUGCUGCUGCCACCGCCGCAGCUAGGGAGCCUUUGCUGACAAACAGGUGACAGAAGAGACGGGAGUGUGUGCAUGUGUGUGUGUAUGUGCAUGUAUAUUUGUGUGCGCGCGCGCGUGCGUGUGAGUGUGUGCGUGUGUGUACAUACACCGCACAGAUCCCGCGUCCCGGAACCACGGCCAGAACCCAGAGGAAUAAGCCGCUCCUCUCGCCUCUUCUCCGGGGUCCUGCGAAACGUUUUAAACGCUUAGAAAAGAAAGAAAAGAAAUUGAUCCCCAUCCUCCGGGGCAGCCCGGCCCGAGCCCCGCCGGGGUUCGCGUGUUGUCUCCUGGUCUCGGGGAAUAGAGCAGCAGACCAAGCCUCCUGGACCCCCGAGUUCACAGCUAGCCCCGUGUCUGCGCCCCAUGGAUAUAGCAACAGGUCCCGAGUCUCUGGAGAGGUGCUUCCCCCGUGGACAGACCGAUUGCACUAAGAUGCUGGACGGCAUCAAGAUGGAAGAACACGCCCUUCGCCCCGGGCCCGCCACCUUGGGGGUGCUCCUGGGCUCCGACUGCCCGCAUCCCGCCGUCUGCGAGGGCUGCCAGCGGCCCAUCUCGGAUCGUUUCCUGAUGCGAGUGAACGAGUCGUCCUGGCACGAGGAGUGUUUGCAGUGCGCUGCGUGUCAGCAAGCUCUCACCACCAGCUGCUACUUCCGGGAUCGGAAACUCUACUGCAAACAGGACUACCAACAACUUUUUGCAGCCAAGUGCAGCGGCUGCAUGGAGAAGAUUGCACCCACGGAGUUCGUCAUGCGGGCCCUCGAAUGCGUGUACCACCUCAGCUGCUUCUGCUGCUGCGUGUGCGAGAGGCAGCUUCGGAAAGGUGAUGAAUUUGUGCUCAAGGAGGGCCAGCUGCUCUGCAAGAGUGACUAUGAGAAAGAGAAAGAUUUGCUCAGCUCUGUGAGCCCGGAUGAGUCAGACUCUGUGAAAAGCGAUGAGGAAGAUGGUGAUGUGAAGCCAGCCAAAGGCCAGGGAGGCCAGGGCAAAGGCAGUGAUGAUGGGAAGGACCCAAGGAGGCCGAAGCGGCGGACCAUCCUCACCACGCAGCAGAGGAGAGCGUUCAAGGCCUCCUUUGAAGUUUCCUCCAAGCCCUGUCGAAAGGUCAGAGAGACACUCGCCGCUGAAACAGGGCUCAGCGUCCGCGUGGUCCAGGUCUGGUUCCAGAACCAGAGAGCCAAGAUGAAGAAGCUGGCGAGAAGACACCAGCAGCAGCAGGAGCAGCAGAACUCACAGCGGCUGGGGCAAGAGGUCCUGUCUAAUCGAAUGGAAGGAAUGAUGGCAUCAUACACACCACUGGCCCCACCCCAACAGCCCAUUGUUGCCAUGGAACAGAGUACCUACGGUAGCAGCGACCCUUUCCAGCAGGGCCUCACGCCUCCUCAAAUGCCAGGUGACCACAUGAACCCCUAUGGAAACGACUCCAUUUUCCACGACAUUGACAGUGAUACCUCCUUAACGAGUCUGAGCGACUGUUUCCUGGGCUCCUCCGACGUGGGCUCCCUCCAGGCACGAGUAGGGAACCCCAUCGACAGGCUCUACUCCAUGCAGAGUUCCUACUUCGCAUCCUGAGAGAGAAUGGAGCCCCAGGGCUGGCCGGAGGGUAGAGGAGGUGGGCAGGCCAGCCGUGCUGCCCAGACAGACUCAACAGCCAUAUGGUGCCCAGCCCUCCCAACUGGCCUGGCCCCUCUUGGCCAGGCCCCUCCCAGCCACUGUGGCUCCUUCAGGUCCUGGCCCAGCCCAUGUGGCUCCUGGGGUUUCCAAGCCCAUCUUCUGUGGCUCCCACCUGGGUUGCCUCAAACAGGGGCACGGAGGAGCCUGGGCCUGGGGGGCUUUUCUUGCCGAUAGAGACCUAUCGCCCUAAAGGAACCCCCAGGCAGGGCACAUGGACAGACUGGCCACCUGCCCCUCUGCCUCCCCCUCAACACUCUCCUCUGCCCUCAGAUCCCUCCCAGAGGGCUUCCUCUUCCUCCUCCCAGUCGUCCUCAUCCUCCUCUUCCCGGUCUUUUUUUGGAAGCUUAAAUUCGAUAUAUUUUUUUAAACCCCUACCCCUCAUGAAUGACACCUGCUGUGGCCCUGCUCCCCCAGCAAAGGCCCUGCCCCCAAGAGAAUCCCCUUCCCUGGCAGAGGCCCUACCCCACACUGCAUGCCCCAGAACUCUUAAUUGUGGACAAGUUGCCAGUUAGCCUGUGAGAAGUGAACGUAUCUGUGAUGAGUGGCUUGGUUUCCUAUCUCUCCUUCCUCAUCUCCUUCCCCCUGCCAGGGUCAGGCCUGGCGAGGGCAGAGGCUGGUAUGCUGGGCCAGAGAAGUCUAGGCCUUCAGGCUUCUCUCUCUACGUUUUCCGUUUGGAGACAUCACUGGCUCUGUAUCCUGUAAAGCUGCCCCUUUGGGGAUACAACAGAGAUGGGAGGCGGGGCAGGUUCCCAGCAGGGGCAUUUCAGAGGUGCUUUCCCUCCCCUUCCCUCUCUCCAGGCCCCACCCCGCCCCAGCCACCAACAAAGCCUCACCUCUGAAAAAGCCUGCCUUGUUUCCAGAAGGCUACUGGGACAUUGUGUGUGAGGACCACUGGCACCCCUUUGCAUUAGGUCUAGAAUGUUAGAGCUGAAAAGGACCUAAAAAAUCACAGCCCAGCCCACUUCAUUUUACCAAGGAGGAAACUGAGACCCAGAGAUGAGAAGUAACUUCACCAUAUAGGGAGUGAGUGGCCCAGUAGGGCCUAGAGCCCAGAUAUUCUUGACACCCUGUACCACAUCGUCUCCCCUUCCUCAAUCCUCAGUGGGUACGGAGGCGUGGUGAUUUCCCAAGGACUUGUCAGUGUAUGGGCAGAGUUAAAGGACAGGAAGCAGGAGGGAGCUUUGUGGGAGGAUAGGUGGACUUAGGCUACCUGAGGCCAUAGGGUUUAGGUAAUGGAGGACCUGGACCGCUCACUCCAAAGGAACACAGCUUUUCCCUUUGCCUUCCCUUCUCCCUGCAAUGUCUCCUCCUUUUUCUCAGCCUUGCCCCCAUUUUCUCAGUUUACAAACCUGAAACAAAAUUCCUGGCCCCUAGGGAGGAAUAUCCCAGCUGGGAAGGACCCUGGGAGCUACAAAGAGACUGAAUGAUGACCUCACACUCACAGCCCACCUUUCCCCAGCAGGGAAAAACUCAAUUUAGAAACAGCAUGGGGGGAAUUCAAGAUCCUUGGCAACAGGAAGGGCCUACCAGGAAAUACACAUAAGAUUCCUUCCCAUCACCCUCUACCUGUCUGCCUGAUCUCUAAGAAGAGGAGCUAGGGAGGGAUAGGGGAGAGGUAGGGGGCUGAGGAGGAGGGGAAGGGCAGGAGCAAGCCACAGCUCUGAGGAAAGGGCAGUGACCUAGCAUUCACAUUUCUUCACUGAAGUCUUCCAGCCUGGCAUGGAGGGAGUAUUAGAAAAGGGAGAGGCAAAUCUUGUGGCUUGAGUAUUUCAGGCUUCAACCUACCAGACAGUGACAGAGAAGAAUGAGCCAGCUUGGAGGACAAAGAAAGAGACACAUUCUUCAGGAAGAAACCUGGGGGACAGGGAGAAACCUGGGACACAGAACCUCAGAACUGGAUGGGACUUCAAAGGACAUCUAGUCCAACUCCUUUCUGAACGGGAAUCCCCACUUCACUACCUCCUCCUUAUUAGGAAUUUUUUCUUUAAAUUUUUCUCUUUGUAAUUUCCACGCAUUGCUCCUCGUUCUAUUGCCAAACAGGAGAAUCUAAUUCCUCUUCCAAUGAGAGCACUCCAAGUACUUGAAGACAGCUAUUGUGUCCCCCCCUCCCCCUCCCCUUUCCCAAGUCUUCUUCAGACUAAAAAUCCCUUGUUCCUUCAGUGAAUCCUUCCAUGGCAUGGUCUCCAGUCCCCUCAGCAUCCUGUUCACCAUCCUCUGAAUGUGCUUGUCAAUGUCUCUUCUAAAAUGUGGCAUUCUGAACCAGACACAAUACCCAUGUGUAGUCUGACCACGGCAGAGGGCUAUGACCUCCCUUUUUUUUUUUCCAACACUGGGCUUCCCUUUAUUCAGCGUCAGGAGGAAUUAGCCAUAUUGUCUACGAUGUCACUCUGACUUAUAUCGAGCUUGCAGUCCAAUAAACCCCACCAGUCUUUUUACACACACACACACACACACACACACACACACACACACACACACACACACACACACACACAGCCAACCAAUCACCUCUCCUUCUGUUGCACUUGGAAAGUUGAUUUCUUUUUAACCCCAAAAAGGAACUUUCUCUUUAUUAAAUUUCAUCUUAUUAGAUUUGGCUCAGUGUUCUAUGUCUUUUCUGGGAUACUGACUGUGUGAUACAGUAUUACUUCUCCCUCCCAGCUCUGCCAGCUUUGAGUUUGAUCAUCUAUUGAUUCAUUCAAAUCACUGAUAAAAAUGACAAAUAGCAUAGGGCCAAGGACAGAGCUCAAGAGCUUUCCACUAGGGACCUCUCUCCAUGCUGACAUCCAUUAAUGAUGAUUCUUUGGGUUUUGUUAUUCAACCAUUUUAAAAUUCAAAGUGUACUAGCAUUCUAUCUUUUCUCAAAUGUUUUGGGGAAAAUCCAAGAACACUAUACUCAUGGCAUUCCCCAGAUCCACCCACCUACUAACCCUAAAGAAAGAAAAGAAAAUGGUCUAAGUCAGAUAUGACCUAUUUUUGAUGAAUCCUUGCUGACUCCUUUUCUAAAAUCUCAAUUCAACAAACAUUUGUUAAGUGCCUACAGUAUACUGUGCUAAGCAUUAGGGAUGCAAAGGGGAAAAAAUGACAAAGAGUUCUUGCCCUCAUGGUGCUUACUUUCUAGUGGCUCAUCAACCAACCUUUUAGUAAUAUGUUCUAAAACUUUGCUAGCACCUAAAUUUAACAUUACUUCCCUCGAGUUAACAGAUCUUAACCUUUUCCCUUUAAAAAAAAUGGAAUAUUUGCCUAUCUCUGGGCCUGUGUAGUUUUCUCAUCCUCCAAGAUCUCUUAACAAUCACCAGCAGUGAUUCAGUAAUUCUAUUCUCCAGGUCUUUCAGUAGCCCAAAUGUAUGUCUUCUGGGCCUCAUAACUUGAGCCCAAGGAGAGCAGCUUGAUAAUCUCUUUUUAAAAUUAGUGGUUUUUAUAUCACUUUCGUUUCUGAAUAUAUCCCUACCUACUCCCUGCCACAGUAAGCCAGCCUUUGAAACAAGGAAUAAAAAAGAAAGAGGAGGGGAAAAGCAAUUCUGUAGAACUAACCAAUUUAUCAGUCUAUUCUCACAGUAUACACAAGGGCUGAACCUGAAGUCUGUAAAACCUGAGUUCAAAUCCAGCCUCAAAUACUUAACUAGCAGUGUGACCCUGGGCAAGUCACUUCACCUGCCUGCCUCCAGUUAUUCUACUAUAACAUGGGUAUAAUAACAGCACCUACCUCUCAGGGCUGUCGUGAGGAUCAAAUGUGAUAAUAUUUAUAAAAUACUUAGCACAGCUCCUGGCUCAUAGUAGGUGCUUAAUAAAUGCUUGUUUCUUUCCUUGCAGAGUUUCCCAGUUUAUCUAAGGACAGGAGAUGCACUUGUCUCUUCUCUUUUCUUUUCUAGAGCUGCUAAUCUUAGUCAUUAUAAUUACACAGUGUUUGUUUUUACAGUUCUGUUCUUUAGCUAGGUAUUCUCUGACCAUCCUGCUUAUCUUCAAUUCCAACUUCCUGCUAACCAUUUUUGUCACAUUCUUCCUAGGUCAUUAUUCUUGGUAGGAAAAAAAAACCCCAUCAGUAAAGUCAGCUCUAAUCUCUCUUUAUCAUCUAUUAUCAUCAUCUAUUUUUUCCUAAGCAGACUUGGAUCCUAUCCCAUCUUGAAUCUUCUCCCAACAAAGCUUUAUAAAAAGUCUUCACCACUCUUUUGUGUUAUCCUUUGCUUUCAUCACCAGCUUCAGCUCAUUUGGGGUUUUAAGGCUUGUAACCCUGUUCUUACCCAACUGUGUUACUCUUUUGUAUUCAUUCUCAAGUAGCUGUCCUUGCUUUUGAGAGUUAUAGGAUCAUAGGUCCUGUGUAUCCUAGAUCUGAAAGGGGAGGCUAACCCACUCAUUCUACAAAUUGGUAAACUGAGAUCCAGAUAGGUAAAGGGAUUUACCCAAGGUCAGCCAAGUGGCAAAUGGCAGGUCCCUUAAUUCCAAAACUAGUAAGAGUAUCACACUUCUAUCUUCUAUACAAGGUUUUUUUUAAAUGUAGGGUAGUUUAUGAGUUCCCAAUGCAUCCACAUUCAUCUCUAGACAAUUUCUUCUUUUCUCCUUAAUUGGAAUCAAUUUUGGUUUUGUCUUCAAGGUAUCAUUCUUAAGAGCUUCCCAUUUCUCUAGGGAUGACUUCUCUGGCCUGGGACAUGGUGGGAGAAAAGACAGGUGGCAGAUCUGGGAGACAGAGAAAAGGAGGGAGAGACUUAGGAAGAAACUUGGUGAUUCGGACAAGGAAGAUACCAAGGGCCUGAAACACAAUGCUUUCCUUGGCAUGGGCAGAUCUGCCUUGGCACACCCUAAGCAGUGAGAAAUCCAGCACAACCUUGGAGAGUCUGGCUCCAAAUUAAGCAAUACAACUUCAUUAGCUACUUGCCUUGCCUCAAGGCUUUGCCAGAUCAGGUCUAUCCUAGGGCCUGGAGUCACUUUCAUAUAUCUUUUGAAUAUAAGCUAAGUAUGUGGAGGAACUCAGGAGGGAUAUCAGAAUGCCACUUGUUAUAGGCAUCUCCCUAGGAUCAUAACAUUUAGAGCUGGAAAGGACCUCAGAGGUUAAUUAGUCCAAUUCCCUCAUGUUACAAAUGAGCAAACAGGCUUAGAGGGAGUGACUUGGGUAAGGUCACACAGGUAGAAAGUAGCCAAGCCCACAUCCUCUUUCUCCAAAUCUAAUGCUUUUUCCACUAUACCAUAUUCCUAGUUCUGGUUCCAGUUAGGCUAGGGUCCUACUCUUUCUUCAGCCUCUGCCCAGAGAUACAACCAAAGAAUGACCUCAGCCAGGCUGAGGUGGCAGAAUCCAUGUGGUAUGGGGUUGGGGGACAUCUUUCUCUAUUCUAAGAGUCUUGUUCUUGCUCAGUCCUGGGCCUCAGCCCUGCUCCUUGAGGACAGACCUAUGGAAGAGAGAACCAAAAUGUUGUUAGGCUAAGAGAUCCUUCAGGUCUCCUAGUUCAAUAUUCUCCUUUUAUGGAGGAAGAGAUUGAGUGCAACAAGAACAUGGAUUUGCCCAAGGUCAAAUACCUAGUUGGUAGUAAGUAGACCCCAUGUCUUCUGACUCAAACUCUAGUGCCCUUUUCACCAAAAAUUAUGGUACCUGUACCUAAUAUAGGCCCAGCAUUUCCAUAGGUAUUUCAGGGAACGGAGCAUCAGGGUUUUUGCCCUUACAGGUCUACGGCCCAGCUGGGGAAGCAAGACUGGAAAGCAAGACCAUCCUUUAUGAAACAAUUUGCAAAUGUUAGAUGACAGUAUGAUGUCGUGAUGAACUGUGCAAUGCAAAAACUAAGUACUGUAGAAGGGGGGGGUGCGAGUGGUCAGGAAAGACUUCAUGUAGGCAGGGAGGUGGGAAUUAAGUUAGGCCUUGAAAGUGGGGGAAGAAGCAGGAAAUGUGGGGUGCAGAGGGGACUGAGAAGCACUGAGAGAGAAAUGAACAUGGCCAGUAUGUUUGACAACGGGGAAAUCAGUCUGGCUGGAGCCAGGAAUUUACACUGAGGAGUGGGGGGAGCCACUGAGCCUUCUGGGGAGAGGGAGAGGGAGGGGAGUGGAGUCUGCUGGCCUAGCCUCAUUCUGUCUAUCUUAAGAACCUUUGUAUAGACAUGGGAAUAUGUGGGGAAAGCCACUUCCUGUUUCUUCCUCCUUCCUGUCUCACCAUCAAUAGGAGGAGCCUGGGAACUAGAUGAGAGGGUCUUAGCAAAGACAGUAUAGAAGCCCUGUGCCCUGGAUGGUGGCACUAGAAUCUGCUAUCUACAACUCCAGAAGAUUGAUGUUGCCCUAGGGCAUCUACUUUGUACUUUAGCUCAAUGCCACUUUGAACUGGACAUUCUUGGGAGGCUCACUGCCUCCAUAUGAGCCCUGCCCUGGCAUCAGGGUGGUUAAUAUCCAUUCUCAGAAGAACCUUCCCCUGGGGAGGGAAAGGAAGAGAAGUUAAUGAGAGAUUGAGCCCUCUUGCCUUGCUUCUAACCUUGCCCGUCCCAUCCCCUUACCUGCCUCUGAUUCUCAGACCAAGGUACUUCUUAAUACCUCCCUGACCACUCCCACUAAGAAAGUUCUGCCUCUUCUCCAACCCAGACUCAGCCUCUCCACUUCCCCUUCCACUCCUGCCAGCCCAGAGAAAGGGUAGCAGCCUAGUUUCUUCUUGAGCUGACUGGGGGUGGGGGUCUGAGAUUCCUCUGAGACAGGAGUAGCCACUGAAAUAACUGGAUGAGAGGGCAGAAACAAAAAAGGCUAGGAAGGGCAUGAACCCUCACGCAUACAUGGGCACAUUCAUGAGCACACAUGCACAUAAUUAAACACCACCAUGAGCUCUUAUACAUUCCCAUCUACAGACACCACACAUAUACACAGACAUUCUCACACACAUACUUUAUGGGGUUAAACAGUGACUGCAAAGGGACUCCCGGUUAUUUAGGACUUUGGAAACUGACUUUUAAGAGACCAUCCUUGCUCUGGCCUCUGUCCUGUGGCUAUUCCCAUCUCUUUACUUGUCUUUGGCCCUCAUUAUUUUUCUCUUUCUGUCUCUUUUUCUAUGUCUGUCUCCCUCUCUAUCUCUCUGUCUCUGUCACUCUCUCUC